CCGGAGAGGCGGUGGCGGCGCAUGCGCGGGCGGCCCGUGCGGUCCCGGCCCGGUCCCGGCGGUCCCGGCGCGGUGCGGAGGGGACGGAGCGGCGGCCGCAGCGGCCGCGGACCGAGCACGAGCGCACCGGCCCCGGCCCGGCGAGGGCUGCGGCGUGGGACGCCGGUGCCUGCCGCCACCUCCCCGGCAGCGUCGGUGCGAGGAGCCAGGCUGGACGACCUCUCCGCGCCCCGGCAGCGCCGGCGGGACGGGGCAGAGACACGCGCCCGAGGGUUUUGUUCACCGUUGGGCCUUGAUUAGCAGCUCGGCGGCCGGACAAUUAAAAUGCAGCGCUGGGGCAUGGCCGUCAAUGUGUACUCGACGUCGGUGACCAGCGAGAACCUGAGCCGGCACGACAUGCUCGCCUGGGUCAACGACUCCCUCCAGCUCAACUACACCAAGAUCGAGCAGCUCUGCUCAGGGGCUGCCUAUUGCCAGUUCAUGGACAUGCUGUUCCCCGGCUGCAUCCACCUGCGGAAGGUGAAGUUCCAGGCGAAGCUGGAGCACGAGUACAUCCACAACUUCAAGGUGCUGCAGGCCGCCUUCAAGAAGAUGGGAGUGGAUAAAAUCAUCGCGGUGGAGAGGCUGGUGAAGGGCAAAUUCCAGGACAACUUUGAGUUCAUCCAGUGGUUUAAGAAGUUCUUCGACGCCAACUACGACGGGAAGGAGUACAACCCGCUGAUGGCGCGGCAGGGCCAGGACGUCGCGCCCCCCCCAAACCCAGGUGAUCACAUCUUCAACAAACCCAAGAAACCCAUUGGCACUGCAGUCCCCCAGAGGACCUCUCCCACCGGCCCCAAGAACACGCCGAACCCGGCCCGCCUCAGCAACGUCCCCAGCAGCAUCCUCCGGAAAAACUCCCCCGCGGCCCGCAACGGGGGCACCGAGGCCGACGCGCAGAUCCUGGAGCUCAACCAGCAGCUGAUGGACCUGAAGCUGACGGUGGACGGGCUGGAGAAGGAGCGGGAUUUCUACUUCAGCAAACUGCGGGACAUCGAGCUGAUCUGUCAGGAGCACGAGAACGAGAACAGCCCCAUCAUCACCGGCAUCGUUAGCGUCCUCUACGCCACGGAGGAGGGCUUCGCCCCACCAGAGGACGACGAGCUGGAGGAGCAGCAGCCAGAAGACCAGGACGAGUACUAGCCCCGGCACGCUCCCGCGCCCCGCGCCGCCCCGCGCCGUUCCCACACCAUAGACAUUCCAGGUCUGAGCCUGCGCGCCUCGCCCCGCACUGUCACGCGCCAUCACGGCCUCCGGCGGCCGAGCCCGCGGCGUCCAGCAGCUCCGGUGGGAAGCCACUGGCUCCCUAAUAAAUAGAUGUCCAUCCA
Messenger RNA from Phalacrocorax carbo (great cormorant), 1367 nucleotides. NCBI's taxonomy places the organism in Eukaryota, Metazoa, Chordata, Aves, Suliformes, Phalacrocoracidae. The record is from RefSeq and is a predicted model, not a curated record.